CUACUGUACUGCUUCAAUGUCAACGACCAGCCAUCCGGCGGCUGAUGUGGAUGCAACUCGACAGCAGCUCGAGUUCUAUUACAGCGAUGCAAAUCUAGCACGAAAUGGAUUCCUAAUGCAGCGCAUUCGCGAAAGUCCCGAUGGAUACGUUCCUGUGGCAACUAUCGCAUCGUUCAAUAAGCUGGUCGCCCUCGGGGCGGACGAGUCGCUCAUUUUCGCUGCAGCUCAAGCAUCGCCAGCACUCGAGGUCGAUGCAAACAAAACGGCAGUUCGACGAAGAACACCGAUGCCCGCGGCGUACAAUGCCGACGAUCGCACAAUCUAUGUGGAAGGCUUCCCCAAGACAACGACAAUCGAUCAUCUACGAGCGUUCUUUGAGCCGUAUAGUCACGUUUUGGCCGUUCGAUUGCCAAAGUUUCAUGGCGGCGAUCCAAAAGGGUUUGCAUUUGUCGAGCUAGCGUUGCUUGAAGACGUUGAUCGCGUGUUGCAAGAGCUGAGCGACCGACCAUUUUCGGUGCCGGACGUGCCGUCCGAUCCAAGUCUUGCUGAACCAUUACGAAUCAUGACAUUAGCCGAGUGGUCGGACUUUAAGGAUUCGUACAAGCAAAUAAAAAAGCUCGUGGCCAAGGAGACCAAGAAACAGCGUGCAAAACAAACGCAGCAAGCGCUAGUUCUCCCGCCUGGGCGAGCUGCUGGUCAAGUGAAGAGUGUACAGGAGCCGUAUCGGACUCCAUUUGUCCCAGGCGUGAUUAUUCAGCUCACCGAGCUGUCUCCAGACUCGAGUAAAGCUGGAAUUGCGAAAGAACUUGCGCAUCAUGGGCAAGUCAAAUUUGUCGAGUACACGGCGGGUCAAGCAGUGGCAAGUGUACGCUGCGUUGAUGCCAGCUCUGCGCAGGCCAUUCUCCGAGCAGCCCAUUCGCAAGCUUUUCCGUUCAAAGUUUCUGAACUACGAGGUGGUGCCGAGAAAAAGUUUUGGCAGACGCUUUGGUCGGCUCAGGAUGCCAAACAUUCUAUAAAGCCUGCUGUGAAGAAUGAGCCUUUCAAGAGCGAGGUUGAGCCAGAGCGGCCAGCAAGUCAUACCGCUGCCAGCAAGAGAUCGCUCUCUGAAAGUCUGGAAAGCGAUGCGAUCGUUGCCGCCCAGCCAAGCUCGUCAACGACGACAGAAGCACCUGCUGCCAAAAAACGGCGAACAACACGGCGCAAGAAGAAAUCUCACGGCGCUGCAACUGGAGCGGCAGCACGCGUCCACACGUUCUUUGAGAUCGAGGAGGAGGAGCGCGACGACCAAGGAGAGAAUGAGUAGCUGCUGUGCAAGUUAUGUUGGAGGGGGAUUAGACUCGUUGCUUUGCGUGCGCUGUACCUUCAGCUGGAAUUCAGAAUGUU
Messenger RNA from Capsaspora owczarzaki ATCC 30864, 1383 nucleotides. RefSeq lists its product as hypothetical. Gene Ontology annotation, biological process: RNA processing. The record is from RefSeq and is a predicted model, not a curated record. Gene Ontology annotation, cellular component: nucleus. The coding region runs from base 17 to 1303 and encodes 428 amino acids. Gene Ontology annotation, molecular function: mRNA binding. The transcript is spliced from 9 exons. Lineage: Eukaryota; Filasterea; Ministeriida; Capsasporidae.